AUGGAACAAUACAAGCCCCCCACAUCUAAGCUUGCCUUCCAAAGCGAUAAGAGGUAUCAUGUAUUUCUGAGUUUUAGGGGAGAAGAUGUGAGAAAGACUCUGGUUGAUCAUCUGUUUCAAGCUCUAUCUGCAGCAGGACUGCAUGUCUUUAUAGACACUGAGAAAUUGAAGAAGGGAGAAAUGAUUGGGUUGAGCUUGGAAACAACGAUCGAGAGCAGCGCCAUACGCAUUCCUGUAUUUUCCAAAGGUUAUGCAGAUUCAACAUGGUGUCUCAAGGAGGCCGCUGCAAUGUUGAGCACUCUUGGCUUGAUCAUUCCUCUGUUUUAUCAUAUGGAUCCAACUCAUGUUAGAUAUCCUGUCAAGGACUCAAGCCCCUAUAGCCCAUCAUUUCUCAAACAUUAUGGCCAUCCGGAUCGACACCCAAGAGAAGAGGUCGAUGAGUGGAAGGACGCCCUUCAGCAGAUCUGUACUCGCUCAGGAUGGUCCAUGGAUAUAACUCAAGGGUAA
Cryptomeria japonica (Japanese cedar) is the source of this 507-nucleotide messenger RNA. Its product is annotated as disease resistance protein Roq1-like. The record is from RefSeq and is a predicted model, not a curated record. Lineage: Eukaryota; Viridiplantae; Streptophyta; Pinopsida; Cupressales; Cupressaceae. The coding region runs from base 1 to 507 and encodes 168 amino acids. Gene Ontology annotation, biological process: signal transduction. The transcript has a single exon.